AUGAACGGAGUUAUGAGAAAAUUCUUGGAUGAAAUUACUAAGGAAUGGCAAUUAGCACAAUCAAUUACGAAUUGUCAUGAGAAAGAUAAGAAAGAAAAGCAAAUUUCGUGUGGAAAAGCGCGCUCUGCUGAAAGCAUAAAGUACAGGAAAUCCCUGUUGAAGCUAAAAGAGCAAGAGUACUUGAUAGAAAAGAAUCUCAUUAACAUGAUGGAGAACAUGAAACUGGAACCAGAAGUUCUACGACCCGUUUUGCGUAAUAUGAAUGACAUCUCAAGAAACAGGGAAAUUUUUCUGGACAGCAUGAGAAAAUCCUUGGAUAAAAUUACUGAGGAAUUGCAAUUAAUACAAUCAGUCGCGAAUUGUCCCGAGCAGAUCCAGAAGUUAGAUACGAAUGUAUACAAACAACGGCUCCUGAAAUUGUCGCAAAACAUUCGGAACUUUCAGGAAUCCUGGCAACAGAAAAUUGCGAUUUUGUCGCAGGAGCAAACCGUUCUCGAAUCUGAAUUACGUAAAUUUGAAUCAAAUUUGUAUAAGUAUGAGAAUGUAACCAGCAGAAUCGGCAAACAGACAUCCGCCAUGUCUUCUAUCAAGAAAAAUAAAAGGUGUUACGAUUAUAAGGAAAUCAAGGACCUCCACGAGUUGAUUGCUAAAACAGGCUACACUGAUAAUUGGAGCAAUGAAGACCACCUGUUGUUUUUGAAAAUGCGGAAGAAGUGCAAUAGUAUCCCUGCUCUAGUGGCUGCUAUUCGAGUCAAAUGCCCGGAUCUAACAGCGGAAACUAUAGUGAAUCAUGAGGCAUGGUAUAAAAUUUAUCUGAACCUGCGUGAAAAGCAACAAUCGAGCAUCAGAGAGUGGCGCAAACAAAAAGAAAUGGAGAAGAUGAAGAUGAAAAAUCGUGAGGAUGAAACCGAGGCUGAAACCUUGAAAGAAAUUUCACGAGAGAAAAGCAAUUCCAAUAUCACAAAAGAUCUUUCGAUUUGCGUGACGGAUAAAAGGAGAACAACAAAAACUGACAGUUCCGUUGAUAUCAAUAAUCAGAAAAAGGAAUUAAUAAAACAGUGGAAAGCGGAGAAAGAGAAUAAACGUUUGAUGGAAGAGGAGCAGUCGAGGAUUCUGAUUGAGUCGAAGCUUGCCGCGCAAGAAAAACAUAAAAGAGAAAGAUUGGAAAGACUUCGGACAGUUUUGGCAGAGCAUCGUGAAAAAAAAUCGAUGGAAAUUUCCUCCGAAGUCUCGAAAGAUGAUUCGAGAUCCCACUACAAUCCAAUGUUGAUUAAGGCCUUUAGGAAGCAAGAUACAGAGUUUACAAGAAAAAAGAAAAACUUGAUAGCUGUACGAAAAUUGGCUCAAAAUCGAACAGUAAAAAUCGUAAGAUCACAAAUAGCGAAAAAGCAAGAUCACUCGACCCUAUUGAAUCCAACUGAAGUAUGGAAAGAAAAAUGUAGAAUACCCGAUCCUAACACGAGAGAAUCGAAAAAGCUGCAAUAUAUUAAAGACGUUCCACGUUUAUAUGUUCAAUGGAGAAACAAGGAAUCGAUGGAGAUCAAGGAUGCUCUGACAUUUUUAUAA
Mycetomoellerius zeteki is the source of this 1566-nucleotide messenger RNA. Its product is annotated as coiled-coil domain-containing protein 112. Bases 1 to 1566 code for a protein of 521 amino acids. The record is from RefSeq and is a predicted model, not a curated record. Lineage: Eukaryota; Metazoa; Arthropoda; Insecta; Hymenoptera; Formicidae. The transcript has 6 exons.